Messenger RNA from Eurytemora carolleeae, 3775 nucleotides. RefSeq names its product DNA topoisomerase 3-alpha (gene Top3alpha). The record is from RefSeq and is a predicted model, not a curated record. Gene Ontology annotation, biological process: DNA topological change. Gene Ontology annotation, molecular function: zinc ion binding; DNA binding; DNA topoisomerase type I (single strand cut, ATP-independent) activity. The transcript has 26 exons. Bases 77 to 3595 code for a protein of 1172 amino acids. Gene Ontology annotation, cellular component: nucleus. NCBI's taxonomy places the organism in Eukaryota, Metazoa, Arthropoda, Copepoda, Calanoida, Temoridae.
AGAUCAAAAUGCUGAACGAGCAAUUGGUGUCGGAGAGGAUGAAUUCUUGAAGUACGCGGCGGACAAGGCGGUUACAAUGGUGAUGAAAGUUCUGAACGUGGCGGAGAAAAAUGAUUCGGCGAAACAUAUUGCCGAGAUCAUGUCUCGUGGAAGAUUUAAUAGGCGGGAUAGUUUAAGUGUAUACAACAAAAUCUACGAAUUCCCGUACCAGGUACAGGGUGUUCCUGCGAACAUGAUAAUGACGAGUGUGUCUGGACAUCUCUUAGGACUAGAGUUUCAUCAACAAUAUAGAAAAUGGACAUCUUGUCAUCCACAGCAGCUGUUCGAUCUGCCUGUGUCCAAGAGCUGUAAAGAGGAGAAUAUGAUCAAUAUCAAGAAAUCUCUGGAGAAAGAGGUUCGAGGAGCUCAAAUGUUGAUAAUCUGGACGGACUGUGAUAGAGAAGGAGAAAAUAUAGGGAUGGAGAUUGUUGAUGUCUGCCGAUCUUUAAAUAGAAAUAUCCGGGUGUUACGAGCCAAAUUUUCUGAGAUAACCCGCCCCUCUAUAGAACGUGCAAUGGCAACCCUAGGAGAGAUUUCUGUAGAAACUUCCAAUGCUGUGGACUGCAGAAUUGAACUUGACUUGAGAAUCGGUGCAGCGUUCACGCGGUUUCAAACCUUGAGAUUACAAAAGGUGUUCCCUGGUUCCUUGAGUAACAAGCUGAUUAGCUACGGGAGCUGUCAGUUCCCCACCAUGGGCUUCGUCGUCGAGAGGUUCAAGGAGAUUGAGAGUUUUAUUCCCGAGUCCUUCUGGAAGAUAAAAGUUAUCCACGAGAUUGAAGAUAUAAAAGUUGAUUUCCUCUGGAAACGAUGUCGACUAUUUGACGAAAAUAUUGUUCAGAUGUAUCAUGAGAUCUGUAUGGAAGAAAGUACAGCUAGAGUAGAAGAUUGUAUUUCUAAACCUAAAUCAAAAUGGAGACCUCUUCCCCUUGAUACUGUAGAACUACAGAAAAUAGGAAACCGGAAGCUGCGUAUGUCUGCGAAGAGUAUUAUGACAGCUGCUGAAAAACUUUACACGCAAGGAUUUAUUUCCUAUCCAAGGACUGAAACCAACAUAUUUCCUAAGGAGCUGGACCUGGCGCCUCUUGUUCAGGCCCAAACCAAUGAUCAGAGAUGGGGAGGAUUUGCUGGUAAGAUCCUGACUGAGUUUGGAGGCCCUCACCCACGUGUUGGGAAGAAGACUGAUGAAGCUCACCCGCCGAUUCACCCAACCAAAUACUCAAACAGUCUCAAUGGAGAUGAGGCAGUUGUUUACGAGUUUAUAGUUCGUCAUUUUCUUGCUGGUUGUUCUAGAGAUGCUGUUGGUAAGGAGACAACAGUCCAAAUAGACAUUAACGGUGAAAAGUUCGUUGGACAUGGGCUAACAGUCUGCCAGAGAAAUUACCUGGAGGUUUAUAUUUAUGAGAAAUGGUCAGACAAAGAGAUUUUAGAUUACGAAGAAAUAAGACUUGUAAGAGAGUUUGAACCAACAUCAAUCGACAUAGUUUCUGGAUCUACUGAGCCUCCAAAGCUUCUUACUGAAGCUGACUUGAUCGCAUUAAUGGAUGAGAAUGGGAUUGGCACUGAUGCUACUCAUGCAGAGCAUAUUGAGACAAUUAAGGCAAGGGAGUAUGUGUUUGUUGAGAACAGAGACAAGCUAGUUCCAGGGAAGCUUGGAAUGGCCUUAGUUGAGGGGUAUGAUUCUAUGGGAAUUGGCAUGUCUAAACCCUUCAUGAGAGCUGGUCUUGAGUCAGACUUAAAACUUAUCUGUGACGGUGUUAAGACAAAAGAGGAAGUGUUAGAAGAUCAAAUAGCACGCUACAAGGAAAUCUUUAUGAUAUCCAUGGAGAAUGCUGUAAACUUAGAUGCUGCCACCCAUUACUUCCUAGAAGAACAGCCUGCACAGGAUAUACCCCUAGAUGAAGGACUUCCUGGUCUAGACCUUCCUGACCCUGUUGUACCCUGUUCUAACUGUGGAUCUUUUCUAGUCUUAAAACGUAAGCAGUCUGGGGGUUGGAUGAUCUCAUGUCAAGGCUACCCUGCCUGCAAGCAGGCAAUAUGGUUGCCCGAUUCUGUUCUUGAAGCAAAAGUUGAUGCUAAAUGUGAUGUAUGCCCUGGAAACCCAGCCACUCUAAGCUUAAGUAUUAAACGUGGAACCUUGAGACCUUUCUAUCCAGAUGAAUUUGUUGCUUGCCUUGGUGGAUGUGAUACUGAUCUUCUCAACAUGAUGGAUAUUCAGAAGCUUAAUGGGGGAAGAAUUCAACCUGCAAUUGCAAAUCCUACAGGGAGAGGUCAAGGAAGAGGAGGCAAUCAGCAUUUUGACCAGGGUCCUCCACGGGCAGGAGGUGGAGGAGGACCAGGAGGAGGAGAUGGAGGUUUUGGAGGUGGCAGAGGUCAAGGUGGUGGUGGUCAAGGUCAGGGAGGAGGCAGAGGUAGAGGAUCUUCAACCAAUGAUACAGGUGGAGGUGCAGGAUUAAGAGGAAGAGGAGCUACUGGAUCAGGCCCAGUAAGACCUCCUCGAGGAGCUCCAAGAGAGAGAGGAGCAGGAACAAGAGGAAGAGGAAGAGGAAAGGAUCUAACAAGGAACAAUGAUAGUGGAUAUCAAAGUGGAGGAAGCUUUAACCAAUUUCAAUCCUCUGGGCCAUCUCAGGAAACUUCCCAAGAUCAAGUGACUUGUCAGUGUGGAGCCCCUGCCAUUGUCCUAACAGUCCGUAAGGAAGGUCCAAACCAAGGAAGAGAAUUCUAUAAGUGUGAGUCUGGUAAUUGUAAUUUCUUCAGCUGGGCAGAUGAAGCGAUUGCAUCUAGUUUUACUGCUUCAGCUAACUUAGAUGUGAUCAACUGUGAUUGCGGUCAGCCUUCCAUCCAACGAACUGUACAGAAGGAUGGUCCCAACAAAGGCAGAGAUUUUCUUUGUUGUUCCAAGGGGAGAGAUGAACAGUGCAGGUUCUUCCAAUGGACAGAUGAAGUGGAGCAAGGGGGUUCGCAGGCGCAAGGGGGGUCAGGAGGUGGAGGAGGGUAUGGAGGAGGAGCAACAAGGAGAGGGGGUGGUAGAGGUGGAUCAGCCAGUAGAGGAGGAGGAGGAGGAGGAGGAGGAGGAGGAGGUGGUGGUGAAAGUGGAGAUUCCCAAUGUGAAUGUGGUAUCCCAUGUGUCAGAAGGACUGUAAGGAAAGAUGGGCCGAACAAGGACAGAGACUUCUUAGUGUGCAGUAAACAGCAGGGGUCCCAGUGUGGAACAUUUAUAUGGGCAGAUGAAAUAGAUAAUGGAGGAGGUGCUGGUGGUAGUAGCGGAUGGGGAGGCGGAGGUGCAGGAGCUAGUAGUGGACGGGGAGGCGGAGGUGCAGGAGCUAGUAGUGGAUGGGGAGGUGGAUCUGGUGGAGGAGGGCGCGGUCAAGGAGGAGGAAGAGGUCGAGGUCGUGGAGCCGGACCUGUAGAUGAUCUAUUCUCUGGGUCCAUGAAGAGAAAGGUCCCUGGUCCAGCAGAUGGGACUAGGAAACCCAGGGCUUGUGGACUUUGUAAACAAACUGGACACACCAGGAAAAAGUGUCCUCUGAACCAGAAUGACGAUGGAUCCUAUGGAUAGACCGAUAAGAUGGGUGGUAGGGCUAUAGUGGCUCAGCCCGCCCCCCUGGAAAAGAGGGAUGGUGGGGUUAUAGUGGCUCAGCCCGUCCCCCUGGAAAAGAGGGGUGGUGGGGUUAUAGUGGCUCAGCCCCCCCCCCUGGAUUAGUGGUUUCCAUGGGGAUUCAGUCAAAUUGAACAAAUU